This is a messenger RNA of Amborella trichopoda, 675 nucleotides long. Lineage: Eukaryota; Viridiplantae; Streptophyta; Magnoliopsida; Amborellales; Amborellaceae. The record is from RefSeq and is a predicted model, not a curated record.
AUGGUGGAUUCCUCUUACAGUAACAAAGUUUAUGGAGAAACAGGGGAUUACAGGUCCCCCAUACAAAUUCCUCCAUGGAAACAACAAAGAAGGAGUGUAUUUCUUUGCUGGUUGGGCACAAGACCACAGCUUGUAGUCACUGAACCAGAGCUCAUACGAGAGAUUAUCAACAAUAAAAAGGGUGACUUCCAAAAACCAAAGAAGAAUCCAAUUGUGAAAAGGUUAUUAGGAGAUGGGCUUGUAUUAGCUGAUGGGGAGAAGUGGGUUCGCCAUCGUAAGCUCGCUAACAAGGCCUUCAAUGGAGAAUCCUUCAGAGUUAUGCUUUUGAAAAUGGUAAAAAGCAUUGAAGAAAUGUUAAGCAGAUGGAGAGAUUACGAAGGGCGAGAUACUGAAAUUUUCAGUGAAUUUCGGGUUUUGGACGUUAUUUCGAGGACAGCCUUUGGGACCAAUUAUUUACAAGGAAAAGAUAUGUUCCAUUUGUUGGCAAAGCUGGGAAAGAUAGCCGUUUCGAAUAUACGGAAAAUCAACUUUGCCGGUUUGUUGAGGUUCAAGGUUCAGAGGUCUGAUUCAGAGGUUCAGAGGUCUGCGAAGGUUCAGAGGUCUGCGAAGGUUCAGAGGUCUGGUUCAGAGGUUCAGAGGUCUGCGAAGGUUCAGAGGUCUGCGAAGGUUCAGUAA